AUGGGCAUGAUAGAGGAGCUGUUGGAGUCACCAUUGGAGGAGUGGCAGCGGGCAGAGCUGGUGGAUGCGAGGGCGUGUGCGGGCGAGAUGGUGGAGCUUAUCAACCGAGUGUUGGACCUCGCCAAGCUGCAGGCCGGCCGCCUGCAGCUCGAGACUCUCCCCUGCUGCCUGUGCCGCAUCGUUCAUGAGGCGGCCACGCUUGUCAAGCGCUCUGCACACUCGGCGGAUUUGCAGGUACCAUUCAAUGUGGAUGAGAACGUUCCAAGGACUUUAUUGGGCGAUCCAGUGCGGCUCUCGCAAGUCAUCUCUGAGCUUGUUGACACGGGCGGUGGUAUUCCACCCGAGGAGCUGCGGUGGGUGCUGGACCCACACGGAGAGUCGUGCCACUCAAUGGACGACACUGAGGAGUAUGGAGAUCUGAACGGCAAGGGGCAGCAAGGACUCAUGGAGAAAAUCACAUUGUUUUGGAGGUCAGAAUCACAAAGCUCAGCGGGAAAUUCAUCACCGCAGCGGCAGCAGCGGGAGCGAAGCACGUGGGAUCCGUUGCAGCGAGAUGGCAAGGCAGCUACCGGCCCCCGCUGGACUCCCUACCCUGUUCGCUUCCUGCUCUCCACCUCCCUUGUGGCAGAGAUGCGGGGGGGCAUGGCAGUGCUGUCAGACGCCGCCACAGGCACCACCAUUCUGCUGGCGCUGCCCAUGGGGGGAGGGGAGGACGCCAGCAGCAACACGGGAGUUGCGGAGGGGAGUAAGCAGGAAAGUGAGGAGGAGGGAGAAGGGGAGUUGGGGGGGCUGGUGAGGAGUGUGCGGAGCGAGAGAGCUGGUCGCAUGGAGGCAUGGAGGGGCCACCCAGUGCUGCAGCGCCUCUCCCUCACGCUCUUGCUGUGCGGAGUUGGAGAGGGUUGCGGGGAUGCGGAGCGGGUGGUGCGGGGGGCGGUGGCGGGGCGGGGGGUGGCGGUGGUGGAUGACAACGCGGUGAACCGCAUGGUGGCAAGGAGAACGCUGCAGGGCUACGGGGCGCACGUGCUGCUGCUGUGCUCCGGGGAGGACGCGCUGCAAUCGCUCUCCUCUGCCACGCCCUCCCCGCCCAUCCACCUGCUCCUCCUCGACCUCCACAUGCCGCCCGGCAUCGACGGAUUCGAAACAGCUCGUCAAGUUCGGGCCAUGGAAAACACGUGUCAGAUGAAAGUGGAAACGAGUGCGGAAAUACGAGAUGUAGCCGAGUCGAGUGUAGAUGAUGCAAGAGUGGUAACGUGUGCAUCCGGGCAGCGGCUUUGCAUUAUAGCGUUGACUGCAGACUUGGACGCAGGGAUCAAGAGAGCAUGCCUGGAGGCUGGAAUGGAUGGAGCAGUGAGAAAGCCGAUAGUGGCUCAGGAGCUUGCUGCAGCACUCUCUGCUGCAGGGAUCAUACAAAGAUCUGAGUGA
Molecule: messenger RNA, 1422 nt
Organism: Closterium sp. Yama58-4
Lineage: Eukaryota; Viridiplantae; Streptophyta; Zygnematophyceae; Desmidiales; Closteriaceae
Source: the annotation of a GenBank genome assembly